Molecule: messenger RNA, 3310 nt
Organism: Aspergillus wentii DTO 134E9
Lineage: Eukaryota; Fungi; Ascomycota; Eurotiomycetes; Eurotiales; Aspergillaceae
Product: Pumilio-family RNA binding repeat-containing protein
Exons: 7
Coding region: 361-2958 (865 amino acids)
Biological process (GO): post-transcriptional regulation of gene expression
Cellular component (GO): cytoplasm
Molecular function (GO): mRNA 3'-UTR binding
Source: RefSeq, a predicted model, not a curated record
GCUCCCUAAGCCACCCCUGCUUUCCCAAAUCCCCCUCUCUCCCCUCCUCUCAAAAGUUUCUUUACAGUAUUUUGAUCUCUUCUGUUUUAAAUACUGCCAUCUAUCUCAUUUCUUGUCCCCAACACAAAGAUAAAAAGCCUAUCUCCACACUUACAGUCAUCUCGCAAGCAUAUGCUCCUGUCAGCUUGUCAUUGCAUGUGAAAACAUUUGGAUUUUGUGAAGUGUGCUGUCUUUUCAACACGCGCUUUCAGCUACUUCAUCUUUUCUCUCUCUUUUUCUUGCAAUACUUUCUUAAAUUAUCUUGCUUGACUACCACAUUGACAAAUACCGAACAGAAAUAGUUAUUAUCAACUGGACAAAAUGUCUUUUCUUUCUACUGGGUCCCCUACAAUUAGCCGCAAGCAUUCUGAAGGGGGGUUUCUUUCCAAUGAUGGGGGCUGCGAGAUGCACGCCCUAGGCUUUGGACGCGAAGCAUCAGGACAUAAGCAUUUAAACACCCCCAACAGCCCUCCAGAUCCACUUGUAUCUUCUAAGCUUGGAAAUUCCCAACCCCCUGUUAGUGAAUAUGAAGAUACACCGUCAAAUAAGAAGCAGAAGUUGGAGCAUUCAAACUCUAUCACCGCCGUCGGUCAUUCUGAGAUGGAAAAAAUACUAGCCAAGCUUUCACCCAAGCCCCAAGCUUCUAGUGCGAGGCCUUCUGUAAACCAGGAGACCCUCACAAAGCUUUCUGGGCAGCAGGUUCUGCUGGAAAAACAAAAGCAUCUUCUGGCGGGAAAUAAUGCCAUCUCAACGGCUCAUAUGGAGACCGAUGGGUCGUCUACCGUGGCGCCACUGACUCUUGCAACUGAGUCGCUCCAGGAUUCUGCUCCACUAGAUGCCACUCAGCGUAAUGCCAAAAAUGUAGAUACCACCGAGUUUCUGCGGUUGAAGCAGGAGUUACUUGCCGCCAAUUCCAAAAUUGCCAUCCAAGAGCAAGAAUUAGCACAAACGCGGGUGAUCAAACAUACUCUCGACCAAGCCCUUGGACCCCCAUCUGAAGCUGACUUCAACGGACGCGAGGUUACCGAGCAGACCAUCAGUCAUCUACAGAACGCUUUCAAUGCAUCAAAUCACACUCUCAGUCAGUUUCAGGAUACAUGGAAUGGGCAAGAUGACUCACAGUCAGAUAUCUCCGAUGCUCUAUCUGCCGGGGCUUAUAACAGAGCUCGAGGGUUCUGGCCUCCCCCUGCUCAGCAGGUUUUUGGUAUGGAAAUCAAUCCGCUUCCUGAAAAAGCUUAUGGCGAUUCUUUACCACUACCUAGCGGUUCAGUUGGUCAAGAUCCAAGCAGAUUCUGGGGCGGUCCAGCUACAAACCCUAGCUUCCCAGGUAAUGGUUCUUUUCAGUCUCAACGAGUGCUUUCGGGCCCUUCCUCAAGUGCCGGUAACUUUGACGCACGCUGCACCGGGGAGCAGUCUCGAUACCUCGAAGGACCGGGCAUUGGGCCACGCCGUUCUAUUACUCAAGUGAAUCGUGCUGGGUCCUGCUUCCCAAUACAGAAUUCCCCCUGGGGCACUUUUGCCACUAGCCCUCCCCCAAGCGCCGUCCCUAGAUCACCUGCAAAUAGGGCUUGCAACACUUACCAACAGGUAGGGCUGUAUCCGAUUCCUGCAUACCAUCCACGGCCUGUCGGAGCACCACUAUCCCCGACGGCAACUGAAUUUACCACGACUAACACAAAUGGGAUACCUUGGACCACUUCAUCGGUCGGUGGGAAUGCCAUCCAAACAUACAUUUCACCCCUUGAGCCGCUUAAUUACCGUCGACUUCUGGACAAAAAUGUCUCAUGCGAUUGGAAAUAUAUUGUGGACAAGAUUGUCUGCAACAAUGAUCAACAAGCUUCAAUUUUUCUACAACAAAAGCUCAAAGUUGGAACAGCCGAGCAAAAAUACGAUAUCAUUGAGGCCAUUGUGAACCAAGCGUACCCUCUCAUGGUUAAUCGUUUUGGCAACUUCUUGGUCCAGCGUUGCUUUGAGCAUGGAACUUCCGAGCAGGUUGUUGCUAUUGCGAACGCAGUAAAAGGUAACACAUUGAGCCUUAGCAUGGACCCCUUUGGGUGCCAUGUAAUACAGAAGGCUUUCGAUUGUGUUCCCGAAGAGCAUAAAGCUGUUAUGGUUCAUGAGCUUUUACGAAGAAUCCCAGAGACCGUUAUUCACAGAUAUGCUUGUCAUGUGUGGCAAAAGCUUUUUGAAUUGCGUUGGAGUGGUGAACCCCCACAGAUCAUGGCAAAGGUAAACGAAGCGUUGCGUGGAAUGUGGCAUGAAGUUGCCCUGGGGGAGACAGGAAGCUUGGUGGUUCAGAACAUCUUUGAGAAUUGCGUAGAGGACGAAAAGCGCCCAGCAAUCGAAGAGGUGCUAGCGAAGAUUGACGUUCUUGCUCAUGGCCAAUUUGGGAACUGGUGUAUCCAGCAUAUCUGUGAACAUGGCGCCCCUCACGAUAAAAGCCGCGCAAUUGAGCAUAUAAUUCUCUGGUCUGUUGACUACAGUAUGGACCAGUUUGCUUCAAAGAUUGUGGAAAAAUGUCUUAAGAUAGGGGAGGCUGAAUUCCUGGAUCGUUACCUCUCUCGAGUGUGUACUGGCCGUGCCGACAGACCAAGGAUGCCAUUGAUUGAUAUCGCGGGUGAUCAGUAUGGAAAUUACCUUAUCCAAUGGGUUUUAAUGAACGCGGCGCCUCAUCAGAGAGAAUUAGUUGCAAGUCACAUCCGAAAGCACAUGGUUUCUCUACGUGGUUCUAAGUUUGGCUCCCGAGUAGCUAUGCUAUGUUGCAACCCAUCCCAUGCUACCCGUCCUGGACCAGGGGCUGGCAUGCAAAUUGGCCGUUUCCACAAUUUCAGUGAUGACAGAUUCCAGCUGGCGAGCCAGCCUGGAGGACGUUUUAGUCGCGGAAAUCAAUGGAACCCGAAUUACCCACCAUUCCGCUGAAUGUACCAACAUUGAGAUUCGAUAGAAACCGCUGUCGAUCGAAACCAGUCAAGGACGGAGAGCUCCGUAUGCAGCCAGGAAUCCAAGUUUUUAUAUUCACUUUGUUUCCCAUCCUAGGAUUCCCUUGGAUGUCCUUAGCCAAGAAGUAUUGACCUCAUAUCAGUUGCGCAGUCCUUCGCAUCUCCACCUCCAUUUAUGCUACUUCAUUGGUGCACCGUGCUCUCUCUUCAACAGAUUCAUCCUUUUUGUAUCGGCCCACCAUAAUUUCGUUUCAUUCUCUGAAGCAAGGAUUUGCUUUGAAGAUCGUUGAUAUUUCACGAGGGUACAGGAAAGUUAAUAGGUAUGUGAUACU